AUGGUGCUUCAAAGCGAUAUCUCUCCCCGAAUCCGGCCCGGCAGACUAGUACUGUCCAUUCGUAAUCAGAUCUUCCAGAGGAUCCAUGAGUCAUGGAAUCUUCACCCACGCACGAUCGAGAUCUUCUUGUCCAACAAUGGGGCCCUGAGCACAUUCUAUUCCUCCGGACGAACCCUCCUUGUUAUGAAAGUAGCCAAUUCGUGCACAACAGGCUUCGACUGCGUAUCCGUGAGCCGUGCCCCUUCUCGUCGCACCACAUCCGUCCUAUACCACCACCUCUUCGAUGAAGAUGCCGUCUUCACCACCCUUCUCUCCACGCCAGAACGAUGCAUAAACUUCCAUUUUUUCAUCGCUGCCCUCUAUCGGUCGCACCAUCAACACAUCGAGAUUUACCGUAACACCAUUGAUGAUAAAAUAGCGGAGCGAGCGACAAACGGGCUUUGGAAAACCCCGGGAGGCUGGAUCAAGGGCGUCGUCCUAGGAAGGACGAGUAUCCCGCCCUUGAUGAUCCAGAAAGAACUAUUCAACAGCUGGUAUACUGGCAAACUGGUCUGGCAAUCUUUGGGUACGUUGGGCGAUGUUGUUUAG
Molecule: messenger RNA, 588 nt
Organism: Penicillium canariense
Lineage: Eukaryota; Fungi; Ascomycota; Eurotiomycetes; Eurotiales; Aspergillaceae
Exons: 1
Coding region: 1-588 (195 amino acids)
Source: RefSeq, a predicted model, not a curated record